AGGUCAUUGGAAAAAAAUACAAAAAUAGAUUUUCUCUUUCGCAUUUUGUUGUCUUGUUUUUGUUUGGCUGUCGCUUUCAUCAGCCCUACCGUACGUUGCAAAAGAAAUCAUUUCGAUUAUAAAAAAAAUACAGAGAGAAAUUCUUAAGUAUUGAAAAAGCAGUCAAACUGCCAACACUCGCUUGCAAGGCAAACGGAGAAACAUUCGUCUUGUAUUUCGGCAAAGUUAAAGAUUUGAGAGGAAUAUAACAACACUUGAGGUGCCAAAUAAAUUCGGCGUAGUUGGAAUAUUAUUGUUUUCUUUAAAUGUAAAAUACAAAAACCGUAAAAACUUUCUAAUAAAAAUAUUUGUUACGAAAAUGAUGAUGAAAAUACCCUCAAGCGAUUGGUCCGACCAAUUCGAGCAGUAUAUUAUAGAAGAGGAAUCAGACAAUGAUUUGGAUGAUGAGCCAGAUUUUUCCGAAUAUUUGUGGAUGGAAAAUGAGGAGGAAUUUGAUAAAACGGAACUUCAACGCCUCGAAGAUGAAGAUUUAAUGAAGGAAUGUUUGGACGCUAUGCUCGAUGAUGAGCUAGAGGAACAAAUCAAUGAAUGGGAAAAGGUGAAAAACGAUGAACUGAAUGCAGCUCUCUCCUCACUGGCUGUCAGUGAAUGGAAUGUGGCCAAUUCAUUAUUGAACCCCUUGGCCGCAGAGUUUAUACCACAGAGUCAUCUAAUUAUUGAUCUGGGAUCAUCAUAAACCCCCACCCUAUUUCGGUGACUGUUAAACGAUGGAACAAAUGUAAGAGGAAACGUAUCUUGAAUAUUUUUUCUUUAAGUAGUGAAACGAUCUCCUCAUCCUGCGUUCACUAAACUUGAAUUUAAAAACAUACUUAAAAAAUACCAAAAAAAACACAAAAAAAGAACAAAAACAAUACUUGCUGUUGCCAUGCAAUGGAUGGUAUUUCAUAUGAAAGCGUUUUCGACACCAUGGAUGAGCAUAACAUUUUCAAACAAAGAAGAAAAUGUUCAUUGUGCAUUCGUUUAAAAAAAGCUUUUCAAAUUACUAAAAAAAAACUAAAACGACAACAAGUUAAGACUUGAAUAAAAAAAAAACAAUAAAAUAAAAAAAAUCUAGCGGAAAAAUAAAAACAAAAAAAAAAAAUGCUCCAAAAAAAGUUAAAAACUUAAAACGAAAAAGAAAUUACAAUAUUUUACGCUUUCAAGCAUGGCGCCGCCCUUCGACGACUGCCUGCCAAUUUCAUUUUGUGUUUAUUUCUCCAUUAACCACCAUAUGAGAAUUUCUUAACUUUGCUGUCAUUGAAAAGAAAAGAGGCCACCGAUCUGUUGAAACAUUUGUGCAUAUAUAUUUUUUUUGUUUCUAAAAUAACUCAUACAUAUUUUUGUUUAAUAUAAAGAAAACUAUUUUUCUAUUGUGAUAUUUAUACAACAUUAAGUUAAAACAAAAAAUCCAGCUUCUCGAAGUUUUUCUUUUAUUAACUUCACAUCAACAAUUGUAAAAAAAGAAAAGAGUUUUUCUUUUAAGGAUUUCCUACUCAUGUCUUGUUUUAUAUUUAAAACUUUGCACAUCUUUUAAGAUUAGUCCUAAUUUUAAACAUGGCAGUUUUAGUUGUUUAGUUUUUUGUAUGGCUUCCAGAUUUCGUCAUUUUUUUUUUAUUUUAUUUUCAUCUCUCGCCCAUUCCUAAAUUUAGAAUGAAGCUUCUGUUAAAUUAGAUGUACUUUUCUGUUAUAUUUUUUUAAAUUGUUAUUUUGUGUAAUAUUUUAA
This is a messenger RNA of Stomoxys calcitrans (stable fly), 1762 nucleotides long. RefSeq names its product polyadenylate-binding protein-interacting protein 2B (gene Paip2). Gene Ontology annotation, molecular function: mRNA regulatory element binding translation repressor activity. Gene Ontology annotation, cellular component: cytoplasm. The coding region runs from base 359 to 736 and encodes 125 amino acids. NCBI's taxonomy places the organism in Eukaryota, Metazoa, Arthropoda, Insecta, Diptera, Muscidae. Gene Ontology annotation, biological process: negative regulation of translational initiation. The transcript has 3 exons. The record is from RefSeq and is a predicted model, not a curated record.